Messenger RNA from Anguilla anguilla (European eel), 2648 nucleotides. RefSeq names its product delta-like 2 homolog (Drosophila) (gene dlk2). Gene Ontology annotation, biological process: establishment or maintenance of epithelial cell apical/basal polarity; heterophilic cell-cell adhesion. Gene Ontology annotation, molecular function: calcium ion binding. The transcript has 6 exons. Bases 34 to 1527 code for a protein of 497 amino acids. The record is from RefSeq and is a predicted model, not a curated record. Lineage: Eukaryota; Metazoa; Chordata; Actinopteri; Anguilliformes; Anguillidae. Gene Ontology annotation, cellular component: protein-containing complex; plasma membrane.
CAGGUUGUGGCUGUGGAGUAGGGAGGCGGAUCCAUGCCCGUCCCUGUUCUGCCUCUGUUGCUUCAACAGGCUCUAUAUCAACAAAAACCCUCUGCUGCCAGCUUGCAAGCUCGUGAGCCCCGUGUGCAUCUUAAAUUUUUUUUUUUUUGCGUGUGCAUUCAGACAGCGGGGUGCGCACGUGUGCGCGUGUUUUGCACGUGUAAGCAAGCGCGCGCGACUGUACACACUCCUUCUGGCGCUCACCUGAGGACAUCCUUCCCUUCCAUCUGGCUCCAGCCAACUUCCAUCUCAGAUCCCAUGCCCACAGCCAUGCCUCGCAGAUUCACCCUCGGCCUUCUGGUCUGGAGCUGCGGCCUGCUCGUCCAGAACUGCGCAGGGCAAGAGGGAGAAUGCCAGUGUAACCUGAGCCACGGGCGGUGUGACGAGAGCGGCGUGUGCAGGUGCGAUCCAGGCUGGGAGGGACCCCAGUGCGAUGACUGCGCGCGAAUGCCAGGCUGCGUGCAUGGCUCCUGCCACCAGCCCUGGCAGUGCACGUGCGAGAACGGUUGGGCUGGACGUUUCUGUGACAAAGAUGUCUUGGUGUGCACCAAUGAGCAGCCCUGUCAGAACGGAGCCACCUGCUUCACCAAUGACAGCGGGGAUUACUCCUGCUUCUGUCCGGAGGGCUUCCACGGCAGGAACUGUGAAAUGAAGGCGGGGCCUUGCCAGAGGGCCAGGUCCCCCUGUAAGAACGGCGGCCUGUGCGAGGACGACGGCGGCUUCGCCCCGCGGCUGUCCUGCCGCUGCCUGGCGGGCUUCGUGGGGGCGCGCUGCGAGGCGGACGUGGACGACUGCCUGAUGCGCCCGUGCGCCAACGGCGCCACCUGCGUGGACGGCGUCAACCGCUUCUCCUGCCUGUGCCCGGCGGGCUUCUCCGGCCGCUUCUGCACCGCCAACCAGGACGACUGCGCCAGCGCGCCCUGCCGGAACGGCGGCCGCUGCCUGGACCGCGUCGGCGCCUUCCGGUGCGUCUGCCCGCCGGGCUUCGCCGGGAGGGCCUGCGAGCGGUCGCCGCGGCAACCGGGCGCGGAGACACGCCCCCCCCCCACGCCCUGGGUCUCCCCCGGGUGGACGGGCGGAGGGGGGGGUGGAGGAGGCGGAGGAGGGGGCGGGGCCACGGCGGGUAACUCCUCCUCCUCCUCCUCCCAGCGGGUGACGUCGGGCGGCGGCGUCGGCGGCGACGAGCGGCUGCUGAAGAUCUCGGUGAAGGAGGUGGUGACUCAGCGAGGGGCGGGGCUGACGGAGGAGCAGCUGGUCACGCUGCUGGUGCUGGGGGGCAUGACCCUGGCCGUGGUGGCGCUGACGGCCGUCCUGGUCCUCCGGGGGCACUGGCAGGAGCGCUGCGGACACUGCGACCCCCACCGGGCCCGCCCCGCCCCCGACCCCGCCCCCGCCCCCAGCCCCGCCCAGCAGGAGUGCAAGAUCAGCUUCCUGCACCAGCCCAGUCCCAAAGUGGAAAAAAAGAGGCUCAACACGCAGGUCAUUUAGCCCCCCCCCCCCCUCAUCCUGCUACCUGAAAGCCUGGUAGAGACUGGUUGGUGGACCUGCUGCUUGGGUGAAGGCCGCGCCCUACGCCUGCCCUCCCCCUCUCUCCGAUUGGCCAAAUGGCUCAGGGGGCGGGGGUCACUGGAGAGACUUUAAAAGGGCACUUCUUUGCUCUUGUAAAAGACGGGGGGAAAUCAACAAACUGUCCUGGGACGGAAGAGCUGAGCUCUGCAAACGGAACUUAUUUGGGAGAGAACGGCGGAGGCAGUGAAGUAAAAUGUGAAAAAAUGUAACAAACAAUCAACAGAAGAAUGUGCAAAGAACACGGAGGCACAUUGCAAUUCUGUGAAAAAUGAUUACUGUCGCUGUCCAUCUUCAAAUUAGUUGCCAGAGUUUUUUUUCUUCAAUGCACUGCAGCCUCAGAAAGCCAAGAUUGAUAAAAAUGACAUUUUUUUACAGCCAAGAACAAUUGCCUUUGACAUUGAAUAUGACAUUACCAUAUUCACAGAAUAUCCCAGAGUCCGUUAUGUUCCAUUAUGUCUGAAAUAAAUAAAAUACAGGAAAUGUUCUGUUCAAAUACACGCGUAAGAACGUGUUCUCAUAUACAGGGCAAAGCAUAUCCCAAAAGAAUACUUCUAAUAUGUGUAAUAAUAGUGGGAGUGAGAAACAGAUUUCUUGUCUUGUUCAGGUUGAAAAACAUAUUCAGAAUAUCUGAAUAUCUCCAUCCAUUUUCGGAAACGUAUAGUCUGUGCUCUUAUUUAUUUUUGAACCAUUUUCUGUACCAUCAGUGAUUUUUAUACUUUUGUUAGAAGCGAUUACUGUACUGUAUGUACGGUCAGGUUUAGCUGACAUAGCUGCACGAUGCUGCAGUCGGAUUUAAAGUGACUUUGCAGCACUGAAGGAGGAUGAAUGAGCACAUCGUCCGUGUGCAAGUAGAGAAUCCUGAAGAACAGCGUUGUAGGCGACAGUAUUUCAAAGCUGUAAAUGUAAUUUAUUCUUGUAAUUUAUUUUGUGAAUCGUGUAAAAGCUGUACAUGGUCUCUUUUUGGAAUUUUUUUUUGUUGUUUUUUUUGUUCCUAUUUUUGAUACUGAACGUGUGCAAUUAAAACUGUGAACCAUUUCUUA